Messenger RNA from Ipomoea triloba (trilobed morning glory), 1793 nucleotides. RefSeq names its product nodulation-signaling pathway 2 protein-like. Lineage: Eukaryota; Viridiplantae; Streptophyta; Magnoliopsida; Solanales; Convolvulaceae. The record is from RefSeq and is a predicted model, not a curated record. The transcript has a single exon. Bases 37 to 1557 code for a protein of 506 amino acids. Gene Ontology annotation, biological process: regulation of DNA-templated transcription. Gene Ontology annotation, cellular component: nucleus. Gene Ontology annotation, molecular function: sequence-specific DNA binding; DNA-binding transcription factor activity.
UUCAUCACAGAGUUGAGUAGAGAGUUGCUUAUAAAGAUGAUGCAGCCACAGCUCCUUCAUCAGCCCUCGUGGCCAUCCUCUUAUAACGUCGAUUACUCAACUCUCCCUCGAACAAGGCUGUGCGGUUUACAUGAAGAUUCCUAUGUAAGAGACAACUAUACUCACUCUUCACUGCUCACCACAACUGACUCCUUUGGAGUUUCCUCAGUCUCGGACUUUUCGGCCUUGUUUCCAGAUGCGUUUACUGAACUUUCAAGUUUGCAAUUGCAAAAUGAUAUGCAAAUACUGCCCCCGCUCCCGGAUGGUGAGUUUGAGGAUGUUUGCAAGUGGCUAAACAUCAGUGACAGCGAAGAUGGCAUAUCUUCUGAGGCUUCGUUUUCGAUUGCUCAAUCAUCUGAUGCAAACCGGCUGCCAGCUAUAUUUCCAGGGAGUGGAGUGGAAGUAGACACUCAAUUGAGCCUUCAUCACUUGCUGGGGGCUUAUGCAGAGGCCAUGGAAAACGGGCACGAGGAACUUGCAGAGGUUAUUGUGAAGCGUAUAAGGGGAAAGGCGAGCCCUUUGGGCGAAACGCUGGAGCGUGUUGCACACAGCCUAUUUGAAGAAGAUCAAGAAGGUUACCUAAGACAAGAAUCAAGCAACAACUUUGAGCAAGCAUUCAGGGCAUUCUACCAAAUUCUCCCAUUUGGGAGAUUUGCUCACUUUGCUGCUAACUCAGCCAUUCUUGAAGCCUUACCAAAUGAUGCAGAAACAGUAGUUCACAUAAUAGAUUUCGAUAUGGGAGAAGGGGUUCAAUGGCCUCCGGUGAUCGAAGCCAUGGCUCGAAAAAGAAGGGCUUUAAAUUUAAGACUCACAUCCAUAAAACCCAACCAUGAAUCCACCAGUAACCAAUAUGAGGGGACAAAGAGAAGGCUCUAUGAUCACGCAAAGCCAUUCGCCCUAAAUCUGCAGAUUGAGGAAAUGAGUGUUGAGGAACUAGCCAUCGAAACGAAAAGGAUGAAUAACAAAGGCCCAGGGAAACAAUGGUUGGCUUUCAACUGCAUGUUUAGGCUCCCACACAACAUGGCAACAAACAUGCCAAAAACAACUCAAGCCAUGGAGUUCCUAAAGAUAGCUAAGCAGCUUUUAGCCCAUUCUGAAACCCAAACCGGAAUCAUCAUUUUCGCCCACGGAGAAUCAGAGGGCUGCAACACUCCCACUUCAAACUACACCUCUUUCUUCAACAACAAACUAGUACACUACAAAUCCCUUUUGGAAUCAAUUGAAUGGCACUUCCCAGCUAUUCUCUCAGAAGCAAGAAUUGCCUUGGAGAGUAUUUUUCUAGCACCUUGUAUUAACUCUGAAUCUUGGUACCAAGACUGGGAGCAAAACAAGAUCAGAGGAACUUGUGAUUUUCAGCUGCAGAGGCAAACACUAAGCACGGAGAAUUUAGUCCAAGCAAAAGAAUUAGUGGGAGAAAGGGAGAGUCCAUACAGAGUCAGAAUUGAAGAACAUAAACAAAAUGAGAUGAUCUUGGAAUGGAGAGGAACACCACUGAUCAGAGUCUCAACCUGGAUGUAAAUUAGAAGACAAGAAUCUCGCCGGGCAAACAAACAACAUAGGAACGCACAAAAUUAUUUCUUUAUUUUAUUGGGAUUUUGUACAGAGAAGAAUCUUAUACUAUACAUUAUUUUAUCCUAGUAUAUAUCAUAUAUGUCUUUGCAUAGAUUGGAUUAUGUUAGUAGUAUAGGGAAACACUGUAAAGACCAAUACUACGUAUUAUUAAAAUAAAUUCUUUUUAUUAUAUUUGUUCAUCA